AUGGGAGAUCUAUUGCCAACUGCGGGCACCUUCGCGGUGUUCGAUCCACGGAACCUUCACUGCACUGCGGAGUGGUCUGGAGACAGGAUUGUGGUAGUGGGCUUCACUCCCUACUUCGGCAGCUCCAUGGAUGCGGCGGACGUGGAGUCCUGGACUCUAACAACGAUCGGCCGGGCCAGAUCGACUGGGCUGAUUGGGAACCUGGAUGCGGACGGGGCGUCCACAGGCAGCACCUCCGAAGAGGAUGAGGAUGGCAUCGCCAAGCCGAUUUCAGGCAAGGUCAGCUUUUCUCUGACGGACAUGGUCUCGCGUCACCUGGGCGAUGGGCCUUUGGGCCUUCUUCAACUUCUUUCUUCGAACAUCGAUGUCAAGCUGGAGAUUUGCAAGCUGGCGACUGGAAGAGCGCAGGCCUCGCCUUUUCCUCCGGAGCUGGUGGUUGCUGGACGCGAACUUCUCUUCAGUCGGCUGCGGGAGGCAGGCUCGAUGGCUGAGCUGGACAAGGUCGCCGAGAGACAACCCUUUUACUUGGAGGCGGUGAGUGAGCUGCUUCGCUUGGCGGGGGACCCGGACUGGAGACGGUACACAGCAUCGACCUGGUCUUUCUCGAAGGGGGUUCCUCUGGGAGUGGAUGUUCGGUUGCCACGCACUCCGGCCUUGUUUCCGAGGAAGACCAAGCACCGCAUUUAUGCGGAGGCGGACCGCGUCUUCGAUGGGGAACUGCGUGACAAUUACAUCUCGGCAAGGGAGAGGGCCGAACAGAUUGAGCGACAGUUCGAGCAGGAAGUUGAGAUGGGAGCCAUGGUACGCUGUGAUCUGGAGCAGGCCCGGGCCGAGUACGGAGACGAGCUGUUCAUUGCUUCACUGGGAGCGGUUCCCAAAUCUGACCAAACGGUACGGGUCGUACACGAUGCUACGCAUGGGCUACAUGUGAACGACCGGAUAAGGGUCCGAGAUGCACAGACUUAUCCGACGGGGGCGGACCUCAAGGUUGCGCUCGAGCAGCUUCCGGGGGCCUACUUCUCCCUUUCGGGGGAUAUCGCCCGAGCUCACAGGUUAGUCAGGGUGCGGCGCCAGGAUUGGUGCCGUCAGGCAUCCGCAGCCACCUCCAUGAUUUUCCUAAACACGGUGGGAACGUUUGGGCUGGCUUCAGCAAGCUACUGGUGGUUCCGCCUCAUGUCCGGUUUAGGGCGGCUCCUGUACUACAGUCACGGACGUGAUGCCACCACGCUGCUGUCCUAUGUGGACGACUUGAUCUGGCUAACUCAAUCGCCCUUCGGGUUGAUACGCAUCCUGGCUUCGAUUUUCUUGCUGGAGAUCCUGGGCAUGCCAUUCGCCUGGAGAAAGUUCCGCGGAGGCACUGAACAUUCAUGGAUAGGCUUUUCGGUCUUUGCUUUCGAGAGACGCUUGGGCAUUUCACAGUCGAGGGCUGAUUGGUUGAUUGGCUGGAUUAGGCGGACCAGAGCCGAAGGGAGAGUCCGCGUAGCAGACUUGUCGGCUGUGGUGGGGAGACUGUCGUUCACCUUCACGUUGCUGCCACUUUUCAGGCCUUUCUUGGGUCCUCUUUACGCAUGGACCUGUGCCGUGAAUCACUGUCAUGUGCUCAGACUUCCGAAAGCAGUUUCGGUCAUUCUUGCCUUCUUGGAGCUGCUUCUGAUGAAGGGGCAUAGAACCAUUGCCGUGCACCGAGAGGCUAGGCCUUCAGUGGAGUUCUUCAGGACUGACGCUAAGGCGGAGGGCAGCGCGAUGGUCAUUGCUGGUUGGGCCUGUUUUGAUGCCUCUGAUCCCCGGAAAUGUCGCUGGUUUUCGGAAGAGUUGACGCAUCUUGAGGCUCCGCAUUUCUUUAUGUCAGGGGAACCGUAUCGGGCCAUCGCAUCAUUGGAGCUCCUUGCCACGCUAGUUGCGAUCCUUCUUUUCGAGCCGGGCGAGGGUUCCUCUGGGAGCUUCAGCUGCUCAGCUGGAACGGAUAACAUGGGUAAGUCUCAUCUCACUUCGCGCUGGCUCACGACAUCUUUUCCACUGGUGGCUGCGCUGAUGGAACUGGCUAUCGUGCUUCAUAGCAGAUCCCUUGACCUCAGCCUGCACUGGCUGCCAAGACUGCAAAAUACCUUGGCGGACAGCCUGACCAAUGGGGACUCCAAAGAUUUCGAUCCGAAGUUGAGGCUGCGCUUUUCUCUUGCGAGCUAUCAGGGCCUUAUCUUGAAAGAAAUGCUGGAGGCAGGCUCUGACCUCUACGGCGAGUUGGCUGGCAUGGGAUCCAGGAAGAGGGCGGCAGUGAGCAAGGCCCCGAAGGCUUCCAAGCUUCGGAAUACAGAUCCAUGGAAGUAG
Molecule: messenger RNA, 2325 nt
Organism: Symbiodinium pilosum
Lineage: Eukaryota; Dinophyceae; Suessiales; Symbiodiniaceae
Source: the annotation of a GenBank genome assembly